Messenger RNA from Gekko japonicus, 1068 nucleotides. It is a transcript of the gene WNT3, whose product is annotated as wingless-type MMTV integration site family member 3. The transcript is spliced from 4 exons. Gene Ontology annotation, biological process: cell fate commitment; neuron differentiation; canonical Wnt signaling pathway. Bases 1 to 1068 code for a protein of 355 amino acids. Lineage: Eukaryota; Metazoa; Chordata; Lepidosauria; Squamata; Gekkonidae. Gene Ontology annotation, cellular component: extracellular region. Gene Ontology annotation, molecular function: cytokine activity; frizzled binding. The record is from RefSeq and is a predicted model, not a curated record.
AUGGAUUACUACCUGCUUGGAUUAAUCUUAGCUUUCCUCAUCGGUGACGCAAAGAUCUUAGCUGGUUACCCCAUUUGGUGGUCCCUUGCGCUCGGCCAACAGUACACCUCGCUGGGGUCACAGCCCAUCCUGUGCGGUUCCAUCCCCGGCCUGGUGCCCAAGCAACUUCGCUUCUGCCGGAACUACAUUGAGAUCAUGCCCAGCGUGGCCGAGGGGGUGAAGCUGGGCAUCCAGGAGUGCCAACACCAGUUCCGGGGGCGGCGCUGGAAUUGCACCACCAUCGAAGACAGCCUGGCCAUUUUUGGGCCUGUUCUAGAUAAAGCUACCCGAGAGUCUGCCUUUGUCCACGCCAUUGCCUCAGCAGGGGUGGCGUUUGCCGUAACCCGCUCCUGUGCUGAAGGAACUUCCACUAUCUGCGGCUGCGACUCACAUCACAAGGGGCCACCCGGCGAAGGGUGGAAAUGGGGUGGCUGCAGUGAGGAUGCUGACUUUGGCGUGCUGGUUUCCCGGGAGUUUGCAGAUGCCCGAGAAAACCGCCCAGAUGCCCGCUCUGCCAUGAACAGGCACAAUAACGAAGCCGGAAGAACGACCAUCUUGGAUCACAUGCACUUGAAAUGCAAGUGCCACGGCCUAUCGGGCAGCUGCGAGGUUAAAACGUGUUGGUGGGCCCAGCCAGAUUUCCGGGCCAUCGGUGACUACUUGAAGGACAAGUACGACAGCGCUUCGGAGAUGGUGGUGGAGAAACAUCGGGAGUCCCGUGGGUGGGUGGAGACCUUGCGGGCCAAGUACGCCCUCUUCAAGCCGCCAACAGAGCGUGACUUGGUCUACUAUGAGAACUCGCCCAACUUCUGCGACCCCAACCCAGAGACGGGCUCCUUCGGCACCAGGGACAGGACGUGCAACGUGACUUCGCACGGCAUCGACGGCUGUGAUCUGCUGUGCUGCGGCCGGGGCCACAACACGAGGACAGAGAAACGGAAGGAGAAGUGCCACUGCAUCUUCCACUGGUGCUGCUACGUCAGCUGCCAGGAGUGCAUCCGGAUUUACGAUGUCCACACCUGCAAAUAG